AAACAAAUUCAAAAUGUUCAAAUCAGCUAUUGUUGUAUUCGCCAUUGUUGCUUGUGUAUCAUGUGCACCAAAACCAGAAGCUAAACCAGGAGUUUUAGCACCAGUUGUAGCAGCACCAGUAGCAGCACCAUUAGUUGCUGCAGCACCAGCUGCCUAUGUAACAGCAACCAGUUCUCAAGUGAUUGCUAGGAAUUAUAAUGGUUUAGCUGCACCACUUGUAGCUGCUGCCGCUCCAUAUGCAGUUGCACCAGCCUAUGCACCAUACGCUGCAGCACCAUAUUUUGCUUCCCCAUACGCUUACGCACCAGCUUAUUCACCAUACACCGCUGCUCCAGUACUCGUUUAAUAUAGACUUUGAAAGAAGAGCCAUUGAAUCGUUUUUAUAUGUACAUAAUACUUUUAUGUUAAAAUAAAAGGACUGUUAUGCAUUA
Chrysoperla carnea is the source of this 431-nucleotide messenger RNA. Its product is annotated as cuticle protein 16.5-like. The record is from RefSeq and is a predicted model, not a curated record. NCBI's taxonomy places the organism in Eukaryota, Metazoa, Arthropoda, Insecta, Neuroptera, Chrysopidae. Bases 14 to 346 code for a protein of 110 amino acids. The transcript is spliced from 2 exons.